GGUGCUGCCUCUGGUUGGGUGUGAUGCCGCAGGUAACGCCGGGGCAACAGGUGCAUUGUGAGCUCUGCAAGUGUCCCCCAUCAGCCCGGAGAUGCCAGCAUGAAGCGCUUCGCAAAUCCGCUCCUCAGGCACAUAAUUCACAGGGGCAGCUUCGAUGCUGCUUCCAAGAAGCAGUGCCUGCAGUAUUUAAGAUCUCUGAGGGCGCUGCAGCUUAAUGGUUUCAACACCAUUUUUUUAGGUGAAACAGAUAUUCCAGAAAGUCUUGUAACAGGAGAAAACACAGGCGAGGUGGCUGGCCUGCGCUGGCCAGUGUGGACAGUUGUUCACGCUGGCAGCAGCCAAGGGUGGGUGCCCUGGAGGUACAGACUGCUGUUAAAAGGUGAUCUGCCCAUACAUCCACAGAACAGUGUCUUUCAGGAGUUGUGUGAUUCUCUGACCAUCUCCUAUGGGAAGUGUGUAAUUGUGAUGAGAGACAACAAGCAGCCAAUGCACAUGGGAGCAAAAGAUGGCAAGGAGUUGGAGAUGGAAACUCAGCCACCCGUCCCACCAGUGAUCUGCAUGUCUGGCAUUGAGUGUUGCCCUGAAGUUGCUAGAGCCAAUGGCCAUGAGCUUCUUGUUGUGCCUUCGUCUUACAACUAUCUCUACCCUAUGGAUGUCGCCUGGUCUUCUUUGAAAUGGUUUAUUAUAAACAACAGGAAUGACUUUGGCCUGAGGUCUAUUGAGCAGACCCACUCCUACAGGUGUAUCCUCUUCAGUGACUUGAUUGUUAAAGGAAUAGAGAAGAUGACUCCAACCAAAUGGAGGAUGGUGAUUAACAGAGUGAAGCGAUGGGAGAACUACUACCUUGACACUCUUUCUUAAAUGGUUCUUCCUGCAGUCAGGCUUCAAAUGGUGUCGAAUGAAUUAUCCUGUUCCACCUCUGCUGAGCCCUUCCCUUUGAAUGGUGUAAAGCUAAUAAAAAUACAUGUCAAUAGCACCAAUAAAAGAGAUAAUUCUAAAUCCAAAUGUAUCAUUUUAGGUGUAUUCCAGGAUUAGUUUGAUAUGUCCUACGCUUACACCAGGAAGGGGCAGUUAAUUUGAUUAAUCAC
This is a messenger RNA of Columba livia (rock pigeon), 1088 nucleotides long. It is a transcript of the gene C1H21orf140, whose product is annotated as chromosome 1 C21orf140 homolog. Bases 100 to 861 code for a protein of 253 amino acids. The transcript has a single exon. NCBI's taxonomy places the organism in Eukaryota, Metazoa, Chordata, Aves, Columbiformes, Columbidae. The record is from RefSeq and is a predicted model, not a curated record.